This is a messenger RNA of Phytophthora sojae, 970 nucleotides long. RefSeq lists its product as hypothetical. The annotation marks the transcript as partial. Lineage: Eukaryota; Oomycota; Peronosporomycetes; Peronosporales; Peronosporaceae. The record is from RefSeq and is a predicted model, not a curated record. Gene Ontology annotation, biological process: protein insertion into mitochondrial outer membrane. Gene Ontology annotation, cellular component: outer membrane; SAM complex. The transcript is spliced from 7 exons.
GGCCAAGAACCGAACCGAGCGUGAAAAGGGAGCGUGAUGGCCAGCACCAGGAGCGAGGCACCCAAGGCCGCGGCCGAGCCGCCGCACCCGUGGGGCCCGCACAUGCGCAUCGGCAAGGUCUUCCUCAAGGGCAACGACCGCACUAAGCCUGAAGUGUUCGAGAAUGAGCUCCAGGAGGCGUACGGUGCUGAGCGCAUCGGUCACUUGGUGCGGAAGCUGGAGGAGGCAACGGAGGAGUUCAAGGCUCUUGACAUCUUCGAGUCGAUCAACAUUGAGCUUGACAAGGCGAGCUCUGGCAAACAUGAUGAGACCGACGUGACCAUCACGGUCAAGGAGAAGGGCUGGCGGUCUCUCCACGUGGGCGCCACCACUGAUGGCAACGACGAAGCAGGAGAGUCCUCACUUACGCUGUCGAACGCACUGGGAGAAGCGGAGAAGAUCACGUUGAGUGCCACUUACGCGCGUUCGGGCAGUAACACCCAGCGCGCGACGUUCAAGAAGCCCCGAUUCUUGGGCAUGCCGCUGUAUUUGAGCGCUGUCGGCACCAACGAGCUCCACAACCAAGAAUGGUUGAGCUCGUACAACGAGAAGAUUCGUGCCGGAAGCAUUUCCAUCAGUGACUACGAAGGCGUACACGACUUGUCGUUGAACGUUGGCUGGCGUGACUUGCUCCCUCGCCGUGACCCCAAGAUCCCCACGGCCUACCGCGCGUCCCCCAGUAUCUUGGCGGAAGCGAUGCCGUCCACAAAGACCAGUGUGAAAUAUAUUUUCACGGAUGACAACCGAAACAACGCAGUGUAUCCGACCGCCGGUGGACUCUUCAAGUACACGACGGAAAUUGCUGGUCUUGUCGGCGAUGUGAAAUUCGUCAAGGCGGAGGUGGAAGGCCAAAAGCACGUAGCGCUGGGGCCUGUCGUCUUCGGAUUUCCGAUCCUGAACUUCAGCCUAUCAUACCACGUCGGAACCGUGA